GCACAUGCAUCCUUAGUCAUCCAUUAGUAACACUCUACCUCUAAACUCAAUUCGCUCCAAUCUCGAACGCCGCCUCCCAAUCAAUACUCCUACACUACAGCUCCCACUGAUCAGCUACAGACCCAGUAGAUCAUAAACAGACAACAGCACAUAAGAAGACAACAAUGGCGCUCAACUACGACAAAAUCGUGCUCUUUGGCGACUCAAUCACGCAGUACGCCUACAACGUCAACGUUUCUCCGUUCUGUCUCGGACCUGCGCUCCAGGAUGUCUAUACACGCAAAUUUGACGUCAUUCAGCGCGGAUAUGGAGGAUACACCUCUGCCCACGCAAAGCUGAUGAUUGACAAGAUCAUCGCUCAUGAGAAUACUCCCACCUCCAAGGUCAAGCUUAUGACCGUCUUCUUCGGCACCAACGACUCCACCGGCCCCUCCAGCACGAUCCAGCACGUCCCGCUCGAGACCUACGUCGCCAACAUGCGCUACAUCGCCGAAAAAUGCAAAGCCGCAGACAUCAAAGUCGUCUUCAUCGGCGCCGGCCCGUUCAACGCGCACCAGUGGUGGCCCACGCGGCCUGGCAACCCGCAUAACCGCACGACGAUCCAGGCGCGCGAGUACUGCGACGCUCUUGUUGCGCUCGGGAAGGAGAUUGGGGUGCCGACCGUGCCGAUGUGGGAUCUUCUCAUGGAGGCCGUUGGGUGGAAGGAAGGUGAUCCGCUGUACGGACUCGAGGAGCUCAGCGCGGAGAAUCCCCUGACUGAGUACUUUGUCGACGGUCUGCACUACAACGCGAAAUCCUACAAGAUCGAGUACGACGGCGUGAUGAACGCCAUCAAGCAGGCAUAUCCAGAGCUUUUGCCAGAGAACGUGCCCUUGCGACUGCCAGAGUGGGCGUCUCUUACCUCGCCUGAUGUUCUCGAGAAGGCAUUGCAGUAAAUAACCUGCAGUUCAAGCGUAGAUUAUAUAGAGAAUAAACACACACACAG
Messenger RNA from Myxozyma melibiosi, 985 nucleotides. Its product is annotated as SGNH hydrolase-type esterase domain-containing protein. NCBI's taxonomy places the organism in Eukaryota, Fungi, Ascomycota, Lipomycetes, Lipomycetales, Lipomycetaceae. The transcript has 4 exons. Bases 165 to 935 code for a protein of 256 amino acids. The record is from RefSeq and is a predicted model, not a curated record.